UAUGUGGGGUCAGGCGGUACUCGCCAAAUCGGAUCCAUAAAUGAAUGGUGGGCUCGACUUCCACACACGAUUCCUGAUUGGUCGCCGCGUCCGACCGAGAUAAACAAGGCUGCGAUUAUAUAUAUAUAGUGGCAUUUAAGAGACACUUCACGAACACUUUUACGCACGACGUUUUACGCACGCCUUAAGAUGAGAGCGCAUAUCCAGAAAGGUCCUCAGAUUCUGCAGCUGCUGAAGAAGAAGUCUGUGGGGCUUCAGCACUGCAAGCCCACAUCCUCCGUGUGUGUGCUAGACACGAAGGAUGCUGCGGAGAGCGCGCCCUGCGCACACAGUCUCGACUCCAUCCCUGGACCAACCAACUGGCCGCUGUUCGGAAGCCUCAUCGAGCUGCUCCGGAAAGGAGGUCUAAAAAGACAACACGAGGCGCUGAUCCAUUACCAUAAGAAGUUUGGGAAGAUCUUCCAGAUGAAGCUGGGCUCUUUUGAGUCGGUUCACAUUGGUGCACCAUGUUUAUUGGAGGCUCUUUACAGAAAAGAGAGCAACUACCCUCAGAGACUGGAGAUCAAACCAUGGAAAGCCUACAGAGACAUGCGGGACGAGGCUUAUGGGCUGCUUAUAUUGGAAGGAAAGGACUGGCAGCGGGUGCGCAGCGCUUUCCAGCAGAAACUCAUGAAACCGACCGAAGUCAUGAAACUGGACGGCAAAAUCAAUGAAGUUUCGGCUGAUUUGAUAAAGAGGAUCGGAAGAGCCCAAGUCAACGGGAAGAUCGAUGAUUUGUAUUUUGAACUGAACAAGUGGUCCUUUGAAACGAUUUGCAAUGUGCUAUAUGACAAACGUUUUGGACUCUUGCAAGACAGCAUCAGCAGCGAGGCCAUGGAUUUCAUCACUUCAGUAAAGACGAUGAUGAGCACCUUUGGGCUGAUGAUGGUGACACCCGUGGAGCUCCACAAGACCUUCAAUACAAAAACGUGGCAAGAUCACACAGCGGCCUGGGACCGUAUUUUUAGCACAGCUAAACUCUACAUUGACAAGAAUCUGAAGAGGCACUCAAAUGGCAAAACCGGAAACUUCCUCUGCGACAUCUACCACCAGAGCCACCUGACCAAGAAGGAGCUGUACGCCGCCACAACCGAACUCCAGGUCGGAGGAGUGGAGACGACAGCUAAUAGCAUGUUGUGGGUUAUUUUCAACCUCUCACGUAACCCCUGCGCCCAAGCUAAACUUUUGAAGGAGAUCCAGGAUGUGGUGCCUGCAGGAGAAACGCCACGAGCUGAGCACAUCAAGAACAUGCCCUACCUCAAAGCCUGCCUGAAGGAGUCCAUGAGAGUUUCACCGUCUGUGCCGUUCACCAGCCGUACCUUAGAUAAAGACACCGUGCUGGGCGAUUAUACUCUGUCCAAAGGAACCGUCCUCAUGAUCAACAGUCAGGCUAUCGCUUCAAACGAGGAGUAUUUUGACAACGGAAAGCAGUUCAGACCAGAGCGCUGGCUUCAGGAGAAAAGCUCCAUCAAUCCAUUCGCACACGUGCCGUUUGGGAUCGGAAAGAGGAUGUGCAUCGGCCGGCGGCUCGCUGAGCUUCAAAUCCAACUCACUCUGUGCUGGAUACUACGUGACUAUGAGAUUGUGGCCACAGAUCAUGAGCCGGUGGACGCACUGCACGCAGGAACUCUGGUUCCCAGCCGAGAGCUUCCCGUGGCUUUUGUCCGCCGAUGAGAUACUAACCUGAACGGAUGACUCCAUAUUAAUGGAUCCGACACAUUACGAGGCCUUUAUACUGCUGCUAACCUAUUGAAUGUAUCAAUCUCACACUUAUACCUCAAACUAUUAGUAUAUAGUUUUAUGAUAUUAGUAAAUAAUUCCUCUAUUUAUGUACUUUAUUAAAAUGUCAGCUUAAAAUAAAUAUUUAAGGUUUUCCAUAAUUGCUGCUGCCUAGUAUAUUACUAUAAUAAAUAUAUUUUACUAAAAUAUUUACUAAAAUGUUUAUGUAGAGAUUGUAAAUUUUCUAUGCAAUAUUAUUUAGUACUGAAAUCGUUCCAUGUACAAUAUUAUGUUAAAUCGUUUUUUCUUUUUUAUAUAAAAGGUGUAGAGAUGCUGUACAUAUAUGUUAUAAUAUAAAACAGAAAUGUAACAUUCUAUUUAUGUACUCAGUAAUGAAUAUGUAUAAUAUGUUUAAUGUUUGUCUGUAUGAGUGAUAAGAAAACAAUGAGUGAUUGUUGAAAAGAAAAUUAUGAGAGUCUAGAAAGUCACUGGAUAUUGUUCAUCACUUAUGUUCUUAAUAAAAGUUUGAAAUGAAA
Messenger RNA from Cyprinus carpio (common carp), 2294 nucleotides. Its product is annotated as 1,25-dihydroxyvitamin D(3) 24-hydroxylase, mitochondrial-like. Lineage: Eukaryota; Metazoa; Chordata; Actinopteri; Cypriniformes; Cyprinidae. Gene Ontology annotation, cellular component: mitochondrial inner membrane. Gene Ontology annotation, biological process: cortisol metabolic process; C21-steroid hormone biosynthetic process; cellular response to peptide hormone stimulus. The record is from RefSeq and is a predicted model, not a curated record. Gene Ontology annotation, molecular function: oxidoreductase activity, acting on paired donors, with incorporation or reduction of molecular oxygen; monooxygenase activity; heme binding.